UACCGUUUUAGUGUAAAGCAGAAGGCCUACCUCACUGCUAAAUUCAACAUUGGUCAGUCCACUGGACGGAAAGUUGACGCAAGUCUUGUAGCACGUGAUAUGAGACAUGCCCACGGUUCGAAUGGCGAGCGGCUUUUUAAAUCAACCGAAUUUCUGACCUCUCAGCAGAUAUCUUCAUAUUUCUCUCGCCUUUCCGCGACAACUCGCCAACAGAGCCUCACCCAUGAAGCCGACCUUACCGCCAUUGAAGAUGAUGAACUUUUCCACGGCCAGAGACCAGGUGAUGGCUUCUGUCACACUCCAACAUCCCAUUGUUUUUGA
Porites lobata is the source of this 321-nucleotide messenger RNA. Lineage: Eukaryota; Metazoa; Cnidaria; Anthozoa; Scleractinia; Poritidae. The record is from the annotation of a GenBank genome assembly.